AUGGCUGAUGAAAACUAUACAAGGAUCACAGAAUUCAUUUUCAUUGGUUUAAAGUACCAUCCUCAGCUCCAGGCCUUUCUUUUCGUGCUCUUUCUUCUUUUUUACCUCAUUACCAUGACAGGGAAUUUGGGCAUGAUUAUUCUUAUCCGGGUUGAUUCCCACCUCCACACACCCAUGUACUUUUUUCUCAGCCACCUGUGCUUUGUGGACAUCUGCUUUUCCUCAGUUGUGGGUCCCAAGAUGCUCACCGACUUCUUUGCUGAAAGAAAAGCCAUCUCUUUCCUGGGCUGUGCCUUGCAGCAAUGGUUUUUUGGGUUCUUUGUGGCCAUUGAGUGCCUUCUCUUGGCAUCUAUGGCCUACGACCGCUAUGUCGCCAUCUGUAACCCACUGUUGUAUUCAGUUGCCAUGUCCCAGAGGCUCUGCAUACAGCUGGUGGCCGGGCCCUAUGCUGCAGGCUUCUUAAACACCAUGACUCACACAACAGCUGCUUUUCGACUCCCUUUUUGUCGCUCCAAUAUAAUCAAUCAUUUCUUCUGUGACAUGUCUCCCCUGCUUUCUCUUGUAUGCGCUGACAUCAGGAUCAAUAAAUUAUUGGUUUUCAUUGUGGCUGGCGCUGUGCUCGUUGUCAGUAGCCUGACCAUCAUAGUCUCCUAUUGUCACAUCCUCAUUGCCAUCCUGAGGAUCCGCUCUGCUGUGGGAAGACGGAAAGCCUUUUCCACCUGCUCUUCACAUGUCACAGCGGUUUCCAUCUUGUAUGGGACUCUCUUCUUCAUCUAUGUGCGACCAGGUGCAAUAUCUUCUCUGGACAUCAAUAAAGUGGUGUCCGUGUUCUACACAGCCGUGAUCCCCAUGUUGAAUCCUCUCAUCUACAGCUUGAGGAAUAAAGAAGUGAAGGCUGCCAUGGGUAGGACAAUCACCAAGAGCAAGUUUUUCAUCCAAAAUUAA
Lepus europaeus (European hare) is the source of this 945-nucleotide messenger RNA. RefSeq names its product olfactory receptor 5G9. Lineage: Eukaryota; Metazoa; Chordata; Mammalia; Lagomorpha; Leporidae. Gene Ontology annotation, biological process: G protein-coupled receptor signaling pathway; sensory perception of smell. The record is from RefSeq and is a predicted model, not a curated record. Gene Ontology annotation, molecular function: olfactory receptor activity; G protein-coupled receptor activity; odorant binding. The transcript has a single exon. Gene Ontology annotation, cellular component: membrane. Bases 1 to 945 code for a protein of 314 amino acids.